CUUAUUAUGUCUAUUAUUUGCCACAGAACAUUGGCACAUAAUAUCUUGUACAGACCCUACUUAGCUGAUGCCCUGUAUCUUAAUUAUAUCCUUUCAAAUAUUCUGUUCUGUAUCCUGUUCUAUAUCCUUUGUUAUUCGCAGCUACCUAUAGGCACUUCGGGUCUUACCCGCGCCCUUCCGUCGCUGACAUGUAACCCUCGCACUCUUCAGUUUCUAAUCUUUAGGCCCAUAUGUUUGAAAUUAGUACAAGUGCAGGUGUUUUUCAGACAUGGCUCCCGCACACCACUUCACCAUGUCAGAUCACCGUCUUGUAAAGAGGCAUUUUGGACCCUUGAUUUCACUCAAGACUUACCUCACACUAUUUAUCCCUUUAAACUGAUUGAUAUUUGUUCCAAAGAAACCGUAGAAAUCUCGACAGUUGUUAAUGUUCCCGUUGCUUUCAAGCUUCCGGGAGGAUCCUACACCGGAGAAUUAACAAAACAAGGUCAGCAAGAAGCGUUUGAACUCGGCAGACGCCUGAGACAAGAUUAUUGUGAACACGCUGGUUUUUUGUCACAAUCACCCAACCUGUCGAAUAUAUACUGCAGGUCCACUUACAUUCUCCGGACUAUCAAAUCUCUCAGGUGUUUAGCUGCUGGCCUUUUCGGGACCGACCAUACUUCGGCAAAACCUGCUGAAACUCUCGAAAUAUAUGUCGAUCAGCUUGACAGAGAAAUCCUUUUUCCAAAUCCGUCUAUCUCCCCUGGCUUAUACCAGCUAUCCCAAGAAGGUGCGGAAGAGGCAUCUAGCUCUCGGCCUCAUCAAGAUCUGAAACAGAAGUUGAGGACUAAACUGGG
Messenger RNA from Dicrocoelium dendriticum, 836 nucleotides. The record is from the annotation of a GenBank genome assembly. NCBI's taxonomy places the organism in Eukaryota, Metazoa, Platyhelminthes, Trematoda, Plagiorchiida, Dicrocoeliidae.